UUAAAAUUCAUCUUUCGAGCGAGACGCUGCGAUUUAUUUAAAAUAUACGCAUCUAUAGCGUUCGAGGCGUUUUUAGGCGUUUUGAGCCGCUAGCGGUGACUGUUAGAUGGGGCCACCGUCGCGAUGACGUCACCCCCCCACCAGAAAUGAAUUGCGCUACUACUGAGUAUCAGGUGGCAAGUGCAUUAGUCGUCCGCAUCCUCUGUCGGGGGUCGCAUCGGAUGCGAUCGCGUGAUCCUGCCCGUGAGCAAUCUCCCAACCUCGUCUCCGUUUGAACGAGUCCAUAUCCGGUGCUGAGAAACUUUCGUUCAACGCCACAUGUCGCUCUUUUCGAAAGUCCCACUGUAACUAGACACGCGAUUGGCCGGUACGGUGGUCUAGGGGAAACGGGCAACGCGAUUGGCCGGUCUAACGGAAACGAGCGACGCGAUUGGUCGAGGGGGCUUCCCGCCGAAUCCGGCCUCGUGAUUGGCCCGUUCGAGCCCCGUAACGUACCGCCAGCUGUUGGGGCUACGUUGUUUGAAAUCGAACGGCGGAACAGCGCGGAUCAGCGCAGAGCCAAGAGGCGUGAGAGAAGCCUGGAGAAGCCGAGCCGGUGCCUUUGAUUCCCGAGGUGACCGAUUAUACCUCGAGAAUGCCAGGCCGAGUUUGACUCGACCGUUGACGACUCCGAGGCUACGGACGGACCCCGUGUGUCUCCCGAGCCACCUGGUUGGACGACCUGACCCGGUAAGCACCUUCAGCCCAGGCCUCGAAGUCGUAAACACGCCGAGCGAUCUCGAGCGGUUCAAAAUAUUCACCGACUCGGCGGACGCUUCGAUCAUGGCUGCUGUUCGCGCACACGAGGACCAGGAAAAUCGCCUCGGCGAACCGCGCCGAGCCAAGGAAAACCUCCCCGCGCCCCUCCAACAGAAGCGCGCGGUUCUCGGAGUUCUCCACAACAAUUUGAACAGGAACUCCAAGCCGGAAAUUUGCGGAAAGGAUGAGAAGUAUCCAAAAGGAAAGGCGUUUCUGCCGACACAGUUUGAACCCUUCAAAAUAUAUGAGGAUAAAAAGGAGGAACCGGCAUUUAAAGUGUACGAAGAUAAGUUGGAAGAGGAGACAUCCGUUGUUCUUAGAGAAUCUAAGGAAAUCGUCAAGGUAACUGUCAAGCAAACUACGGAGAUAUCAAGUAAAGUGGAAUGGAAGGAACCACCUGCGGAGUCGAAGCCUGUCGCGGCGAAUGUCCUGCCGACGGUUCGUGCCAGCCCGAAGGAAAAGGAUAUCAAUGAGGAAAUUAAAGAAUCGCUGUUUGAAGGUCUCUCUCAUUCCCUCAUCGAGGAAAGUCCUAUGUCUUUAGAGAAGUCUACUUUCUCGGGAUCCACAAGGAAAGAUCGCCGGGCGUUAAGGGAAACGAGUAAGGCUCUUAGGAUCAAUUUCUUCGAUGUAGACGAAUACAGGGCUGAUAUUUACAAUUAUCUUCGUACAGCUGAGACGCAACACAGGCCAAAACCCGGGUACAUGAAGAAACAACCCGAUAUUACUUAUUCCAUGCGGUCGAUAUUGGUCGAUUGGCUGGUAGAAGUUGCCGAAGAGUACCAGCUACACAGCGAAACAUUUUACUUGGCUGUUUCAUACAUCGACCGUUUCUUGUCCUACAUGAGUGUAGUGCGUGCAAAGUUACAACUCGUCGGUACAGCUGCAAUGUUUAUUGCCGCGAAAUAUGAAGAGAUCUAUCCCCCAGAUGUUGGUGAAUUUGUAUAUAUCACAGAUGAUACCUACUCGAAGAAGCAGGUCCUACGAAUGGAGCACCUCAUCCUGCGAGUUCUGUCCUUUGAUCUCACUGUACCGACGCCGUUGGCUUUCCUCACAUGUUAUUGCAUCAGUAAUAACCUUUCGGACAAGAUACAGCAUUUGGCAAUGUACUUGUGUGAACUGUCGACACUCGAGGCUGAUCCAUAUCUACAAUAUCCACCGAGUCUGCUCGCUGCUUCCGCCGUGGCAUUGGCUCGACAUACUCUGCUCGAGGAAGCUUGGCCUCACGAAUUGGAGUUGUCCACGGGAUACAGCUUGCAGGACCUCAAGGAAUGCAUAUCCUGCCUCAACCGGACGUUCGCAAAUGCCCCGAACAUUCCACAGAAGGCGAUACAGGAGAAAUACAAAAAGAACAAAUUUGGCCAUGUGUCUAUGCUGCUUCCACGCAGUACCAAGAUCAUGGAGUGCGAGGAUGACACCGAGGAGAGUGCUUAGUCAGAGUCUUCGGCACGAAGAAGCCGUGUUGGAUUUGUCGACCCUGUUAUACACGCGAGGGCGAAUGGUGACUAACGAACCUCCAGGGAACGAGCCAUUCGCUGCCAAAGGAUUGCUACUGCUACUAGGAGGGGAUCGGCCCAAGACUGACCGAUAUCUUGCAAUCGGAUUUGUGCAUGCACGGUUAACACUUUACUCAACUCGAGGUCGAGCAAUGUCUUUGCGCAAGAAAAAGCGUUCACAGCCAUGCUCGUGUAUGCAGAUCUGAGAAUGAGAAUUUAUAAAUGUCAUUACAAGUCGGCGUAUACCUCGGAAAGCUACAACUCUGUCUGGCACUCCCUCGUUGCCCGAGUUCUACUUUGAAAGUACUUAUUAGAACGACAGUUUCUUAACACCAGGGAUUAACCAUUCUGUGCGAACCAGUGAAGAAGAAAAACAAAGCCUAGAAUAAAAAAGGGUUUCUUUGCGUCUAUUUAAAGAUUUUGUGUAAAUUGUGUAACGUGUAUGCUUCGAGUGAUCGGUGGGGAGAACCGGAUGACGAGGAGGAAUCGAGUGCUGAGUUUUGUUAAUUAAUUAAUUGCUAGUUCCAAGGAUCUAAAAAUCCAGGAAUACCGAAUGCAUGUAGGAAUUGUGUCCUAAGAAAAGAAUGAAAUAAUGGCAGUUGCCUCGCACGUAUGUGUCAGUACUUGUUACGUACUAAGUAUACAUAAUUGUUGUGCGAAGGCACUGCUGAUUUCUGUGCACAUAACCUCCGAUGGGAAGAUCGGAUGUAAGACGCGACGAUUAUUUAAACUAAAUAGGACAGGGUCUUUGCGCAGCACUUAGGUUUUCUCGAAUGUGUAAGUUGUACGGGGAGGUCGAAAUUAUUUAAACCAAAUUGCACCGUGUCUUUCGCAGCGA
Molecule: messenger RNA, 3129 nt
Organism: Orussus abietinus
Lineage: Eukaryota; Metazoa; Arthropoda; Insecta; Hymenoptera; Orussidae
Gene: CycA
Product: cyclin-A2
Exons: 6
Coding region: 823-2229 (468 amino acids)
Biological process (GO): regulation of cyclin-dependent protein serine/threonine kinase activity; mitotic cell cycle phase transition
Cellular component (GO): cyclin A2-CDK2 complex; cytoplasm; nucleus
Molecular function (GO): cyclin-dependent protein serine/threonine kinase regulator activity
Source: RefSeq, a predicted model, not a curated record